UGUAUCAUGUUACAGUAAACAUAUUUAUGUGAAAAAUGACUGAAUUUCUAUACAGAGAAUUUUGUAACCAUGUGUAUUUAGGACAAUGGGAGCUUGCCAGAGCCUGUGCUUUCACUAUAUUCUCAAGUAACGAUGAAAAUGCCGAAAAGCAACUGCUUUCUACUCUUAAAAAUCUUGCUAAGAAUCCAUACUUAGCUAGGCCUGCUUGGAGUUCUUUACCUUGCCCCAGCUAUGCAAACUUCUUAACGUGCCAAUUACUGUUGGACAUAACUGAGGAACCUGGUAUUAAUCUGUGGAGAAAGAAAGCUGAUUUCAAUAUUUUACUAGAAAUAUUUUUAAGGAGUCCUCCAAAUAUUUUACAGGAAUUUUCUUCCCAUUAUUCAAGAAUUUUAUCAUUGGAACAAGUUAAUAGCAGCCAUCAAAACUCUGUUGUACUUGAAAUCUCAAAUGAAGCCAUACAAUCCCUAACAGCAGCUUUUGUAGAAAAUCCAGUAGCUGUGUCUUUGCUUAUUAACAAGUUUUGUUCAAAUGUAGAAACACGUGGUUCAACUACGUACUCAGAGCUGAUACUUGUGCAUCAUCAUUAUCUUUUGUCCUUAUUGAAAUCUACCAUUUUCAAUAAGACUAAUAACAAACAUAAGUUUAGUGACAUGCUAUCCAGAAUUUAUUUUUUGUUAAGUGCCAUGCCAAGCUGUUUUGAAGGGGAAAAAUCCAAAAACGUAGUGAAUGAAAUACUAACAACAUCACACCAGCUCUGCAAUAAUAAAGUUCUGGAACUUGAAAAACUAUAUACAUCUUUGUUAAGUCAUAGUUCUCCUAUUUUAUUGAAAAAAUUUUGUGACUUUGAAGUUGAAGAAAUUUUUGGUAACAGCAAUUCACUAACUGAUGACCCUGAAAAAGAAUGCUGCAUCCAAAGCAUUCUUCUUGGAAAUUUCCAUGAUGUUCUGAAUGUUAUGAAAGAUCCACUGUUGCAUCGGCUGAAAAAUCUGGUUCUUAUUUUGUCAUGGGAAAGAUGCUGUGAUAAUAUUUCAGCCAUGAAUGUCAUCAAAGCUGUUAAAACAUGGGAUGAGCUUCUCAUUGUUAAAAGGAGUUUUACAGAGACUGAUCCUUUUGAAAUUCAGAGUAAAACCAGACAAAUUCUCACUCAGCUGCAAACUCAUUCAGUUUUGAAAGUUAUUCAUUCAGCUUUUGGCAUAAAAAAUGUUUCACCUGAAAAAGUUAUGGAAAUAUUGAAAAUUUCUCAAAAAGAUGGUGCUAACAGCAGCUCUGUUCCUCAAUUCACCAAUGAAGUUAUAUUUUCUGGUUACUUAAUUCUAGUUUUAGUGCUGGAAGCUAUACACGCAAGUUGUGAAUUUAAGCGUGUAAUUAUGUCAAACAAAGUUAACUUUUCCAGCAUUUCAGAUGUGUCAGAAAUCUCUUUAACCAUGACGAAAAGUAAUGGUGAUGUAAAUAUGCCACCAAAAACUGAGUUUUUAGCUUCAUAUGUCAAUAAUCAUGGACCUCAUGAAGCUUAUUCUUUAUUUGUAGUAAGUAGACUACAAAAAGCAAGAAAUUUAAUCAAGAAACUUUUUCCUUUAUCAUUUCGAGUAGAGAUACUGGAAAAUAUUUUCUCAAUGCUCUUUUUGAUGCUGCAUCAUUUGUCUGACUCAUUAGAUCAAUGCUCAGAUUCUGACCAGGGAUGUGAAGGAGAAAGUUCUCAUGUAUCUACAAUCAUAGAAUCAUAUUCCAAGAACAAUAAAUCGUACCAAAUUGCAGAAGCACUGACAGGAAGAUUUUAUGUUAGCUCUGCUACAUUAAAAACUGAUGCUGAGUCAAGUACUGUGAACCAUGUUCAUAGUUCUAAGAGCACCGAGAGUAAUAGUUCUAGUGGAGUUCAACAAAGUAGCUUUCUGUGUAAUGAAUUUAUUACACAUGAUCUAUUGUCAUUGCUUAAAGACUUAGUUUUGGAAGCAAAAGCUGAAGUAUACAAAACCAUUGGAAAAAGCGGUGACAAAAAGGACAAUAUUACUGAAACUACAGAAUCACAGUGUCACAUCGAGUCUAAGGUGGAACAUAAUGGCUUUCUACUAAUCAAAAACUAUGAACUGCCCGAAAGAGCAUCAAAAUUAUUGCAGUACAUCAAUGAAGCUAUCUGGAGGUAUGAGGUUGUGAAAAGUGAUAUUUUCCAAGAAUCCUCAAGUAGCAGCUCUCUUCAGAAGAGAAAAACUCAUUUGCUUCCAUAUCAGUUUAGUACUUCUUCUUCAGAAGGUCCAGAAAAAGAAAAUAAGAAGAGGAAGAAAAAGAAAAAAUAUAAACGGGGUUAUGCAUCUCAUAAAAAGGAAUCUUUAGCUGAAUCAAGCAUCAUUCAGUGUAUGCUUUCUUCACCAGAAGCGCUUCUGCGAUAUUCUUUGUGGAGUAGAAAUUUAGUUCAAGCUAUUCAAGUUAUUAAACUAUUUCGGCUCCAGAGUUCCAACGAAGCAAAGGAAGUAACUCUUGUUCAAGAAUUAGAAAGGAUAUCACAAAAGUUAGCUGAAAGUGAAAAGUCUAAGUCAAAACCCACUAAAAAAGAACCUACAAAAAGUGAAGAUAACUCUAUUUUGUCUAACAUAUUAGCUAUUGAAGAAGCUGCAAUAAGUGGGCUGAGAUCUUCAGAAAUAUGUCUCACUGUUCACCAGGAGCUCAGCAGCCUUAGAAUAUCUGAACUCAUGGAUGUUACAGGAGGACAUCGUCAUCCAGAACUCCUUUUAGGGUCAGAAAACAUUUAUUCAAUAUUUCUAGCGGAUUUAAGUUAUGCCUGUAACGUGUCUGUGGAGUUAUCAUGCACUCUUCUAGACAUGGCAAACAAGAGUUGGAGCAAAUUAAACUCAACGCCAUCUGAACUCGAUGCUAAAUUUUCAUCUAGAAAAAAGAUGCCUUUGGUCAGAGGCAACUUCAAAACUCUAACUAUGGUAAAUACUUUGUUGAAAGAGUUUUUAUUAUUAUUUGACAAGGAUAACUUUCUGACUUUAUACACGUCAGUGUUCUGGCCAUUAAAUGAAAAAUUUAAGACUUCCUCUGAAACACUAGCUUGUUUCAUUGGGAGCUUAAAUUAUCAAACGUUUAGAGAAGAAGUGAACAGCUGGAAAAAUGUGUUUCAUCUUCUUAAAGAGUUUUAUGUUUUGAUUACUGAUGAAGAAACUAAAGAAUCUAAGGGAAUUUGUUUGAAGGAUAUAAAAAGAGAAAAUCAGUUACAUAUGUCGUAUAAAAUGUUAUCAAAAGCUCUCAGAGAUCUGAAAGAUUGGUCUUCAGAGAAAAUUCGACCUCAAAGUGUGAAAUAUAAUAAUUAUCUCAGCAGACUAAUAAUUCACUUGCAUCAAGUUACUGCUGCUGUUAUAGAUUGCAAAAAACAAAGUCUCAGCACUGGUUCAACGACCUACACUUCAGAUUUUUCUAUUUUAAAUGUAAGCCCUGUGGAACUGCUGAAAAAAAUUAUUUUACAAGAUGGUGUUACUCCUGAGAAAGUUGAAAACUUUGCUGUUCGCAUGAAAGUGGAUCUUGUUCGAGUUCUUGCUCAAGCUUGCUUGCCUCAUGUUCCUCUGCUUAAAGAAAAUGAUUCAUUUGAUAACCUCUUAGGAUUUUCUUGUCAGUCAAAUUCACAAGGAUAUCCUCUUUUUGUUUUAAAUGCACACAAAACAGAAUGGACCUCUCCCCGGCACCCAGAUACAGCUGCCAAAGAAUUACUUAAAGAUCUGCUGGCUAUGAUUCAAGAUACCACAAUUGCUAAUGCAUCUGAUGGAAUAUUUACUACAGAAGAAUUUAUCUCUUUAACUAAACAUUCAGAAAUGAUGAACUGGAUGGAGAAAUGCUCUGAACUAGCUUUUGUUGAUUUAGAUUUACUGCAGUCUAGAGAAGAAAAAAUUGCAUUUUAUGUGAAUGUCACUAAUAUAGCCUUCAUUUUUGCAAUUUUGCUGCAGGUUUCGUUGAAUAUUACCAAUGAUUUGAUGUUAUCAGAGAGUCCUUUAGAUCGUUUCAUUGCUCAGAAAAUCUUAGGUUUUUCUAUUGGGCAACUCGGUUUUAUUAGCUUAUGUGACUUGCGCUAUCAGUUUCUUCAUGCACAAAUGCCUGUUCCUAAACAUUUAGCUGCUCCCCCAUACUAUCAGCUCUUUGAAGAUUCUAAAGAAGUUUGGGAAAAAUACAUGCCAACGUUUGAACCAAGACUACUAUUUGUUCUUGUUGAUGGGUAUGCAUAUUCUCCAAAAUUACAAGUCAUGUACAGUAAAAUAAUCGAUGAUGAAUUAGAAGAAGCUAUGAAAGAUUAUUUUGAUUACAAUAUCAAAGUUGAUGUCAAAAAUGAAAUAGUUUCACUUCCCAAAUUACUGGAUUGGUAUGCCUUAGACUUUUCCAAAGAUGAGGAAAAUUGCUUGGAUAAAGCACCAUAUGAAGGUCUAAUUAAUUUAUUUUCAACACUUGUAAGACCUCAUCUUGCUGAAAAAUUUCAAUCAUUGUUCUCAGAAGAGUCCGCUCUCAAUCUUAGUGAAAAUAUAGAUUCUUCUGGAAGAAGGCAACUACCUUUUUCAUUGAAUUUUGAAGCUGAAUUGAAUACUGCAACGAUUAUUUUGAACUAUAAUUUUCCAAAAAAGGUGGGCCCUAAGACAGACGAGUCAUUUAUAUUAAUUGAUUCUCAGCCAUUUACAAUUGCCUACUUAAGAGAAAAGUGUCCUAUACUUACUGAACUUUAUGAAGCCAUGAUAGAUGGAAGCUCUACUCCAGCAAUUGAAACAAAAUCUUUGAAAACUUAUAAUGUCAAUUUCAAAGAUCCCAUUUUAAAUUUAAUGUUGUAUUAUAAAUGGAUGAAUGUAAAAGAUUGUAAUCUUUAUUCUUGGGUUUCCUCAGCCUUAAGCCCUUGUCCAGACAGGACUUUUACAAUCAAGCAAAUCGAAUCGUGUUUCCAUUUGAAUGAUUGGCAUCAGGCAUUAUUUUAUGUUGAUAUUUUCCUCCAAAAGUGUGGAACAAGAAAUGUUGCCUUCAAGCUCAUAAGACAGAAAAUAUUACAACAUAUGGCCAGCAUCAAUCCAGAUGAAUCUCCAGUUGUUCCAAGUAGUUAUGCUUUAUGCAUUAUUGAUUCCUUAUGUCGAUCAAGGACAGUGUUGCAAAAUGUAAACAGAUGGCCUGAACUUUCUUCUAUACAAGCUUUGAAGUACUGUUUGUCAGAUAAUAAGAUGUCUAAUUAUCCAGAAGCUUAUAAAUCUCUAGAGAAUAAGUUAAAAGAAAUUAUUUUAUAUAAAAAGAUUUUUGAUGCAUCUGAAAUGCAUGCAAGUUCUUAUGCUCAAGACUGUGUAUAUGUCUUCAACAACUGGCAAGAAAUAGCUGAUUGUUCUGUAUGGGAUCAGUCUAGAAUAUUAGAGUUUUUCAGAUUAUGUCAAAGAUAUGAUUUUGCUGUUGAAUGGACUAAACUUCAUGUCAUCAAUAAUCAGCAAAAAUAUUUGGCAUUAUCAAUGAAUAUGAUGUGGUACCUCAACCAAAGUCCUGUCGAAGAGCAAGAGGUUUAUAAAAUUCUAGACUCUUUUGAAAAUCCAGAUGAGUGCAUGACACUCUGUGAUGGGAUUUUGCCAGAAAUUUCAAGUGUAGAAGGGAAGCUGUGUUUGGUUCAAUAUUUGAUACAAUGUAACUUUCCAUCUGAAAAGCAUUAUGUUUACUUCAAUAUGUAUUUGGGUUUAAAAAUGCUUUCUGCUUUGAAUUCAUCUCACACAGAGAGUUACCAGGAUUUAAUUGCUCAUCCCUAUCUUCUACUAGAAGAAAUGUUGAUGAAUUUGGAGUUGAAAGAUGCCGAGCAAGCUCUAAAUGCAGUGCGCAGUGACUUAGAUUCCCUUUCUGAUAGCGAUAUUCCUGCUCUAAAUCUGGCAAGCGUAAAUCAGUUGGUAGAAGAUUACGCUUCUAAAGCUCUUGAAGUGCAUUUCCUUGAUGCUCUACUUGAUACUUCAUCAUCUAGCACCCUUGUAUUAAGUACAGAGGAAACUUUAGUUAGUGAUGAGACUUUUAUUAUGCCUCCUAAUGUUCCUACUAAGGAAGAAUGGGUUCCUGAUGCUUCAAUUCAUAGAUGUCAAGUUUGUAAAGCAGAACGAUUUAAUAUGUUCACUCGUCGUCAUCAUUGCCGCCGAUGUGGCAGAGUUGUUUGUGCUAAUUGCUCUCCUCAAGCUUUAAUUGUUGAAGGUUAUGGCAAUGUGAAAGUGCGUGUUUGUGAUGACUGUUACAAUUUGAUGACAGGCAGCAUGACUUUCAAUACAGCUUCUUUUGAAAGAAGAUAUCGUCUUCUUUCCACAAUGCAGUCUUCUAGCCCUCGAAGUUCUCCAUUUAAUGUUGUUGAUGCUCAUGCAUUGCGAAGAAGAUCAAGUAGCAUAACUGGUAAUCAACUACUGUUUCGAUGGGUGCUAUCAUCUGAUAGUGAACAAAAUGCUUCUGUUCGCAAUGAAUUUUCGUAUGAACAAGCUCCAAGUAUUUCGCUUUGUUCUUCUCUUCUUAAACUGCAUAAUGAUCCAAAAAGAUGUGCGUCUUUUAUGCUAAACCUCUGUGAUAGAUUACUUGGGAAAAUAAAACCCAGGCGUUCUGGAAAAAUACCACUUGAAAUUGACUACAGUCUUUUCAUUAGCAUGAUCAAAUCUCUGCUUAUUAAUGCGAAAGUAAAGUGCCACCAAGUUCAUGAUUCUAAAGGAGAAGCAUUGGCAGACAUAUAUUUCCAGCAUUUAGAUAUCAUGAAAUUACUUGUAAAUGCUAAUUGUAGGCAUCUUUUACCCAGAGAAGCUCUGACGAUUGGCGAUACUGUGAGAAAACUGCGAGAUAAACUGUUAGAAGAAGAAAGAAUGAAUCUAGCUCUUGAAGUUUCAACAAAAUUUAAUUUAGAUAAAACUGGCGUUUGGUCAACUUGGGGAUUAUUUUGCUUGAGAGCUGGAGAUUGGCAAACUGCUAGAUUGAAAUUUCAACAAUUUUUAAAGAAAAUUGGUGAUAAAACUGCUCAAGCUCAAGAAAACCCAUUAUUAAACAAAAUUUUGAAAGUCUUAGAAAACUCUAAACAUGACGGAAAUGACAAAGCUGCUGCUAUAUAUAAGGAUUUAUCAAGUUUGAAAAACAUAGAAAAAGGAUUAUCAGAGGCUAAAAGUGAAAUUGUUCCCCUGAGUGUGUCUGCUAAAAAGGAAUGUUUAUUUUAUUUAAACAUGUAUGGAAGCCAUCUGUCAACUGUGCAGUUUUAUUAUAGGAAUGACCUGAAACUUGAAGCUUUGAAUUACAUAUUAGAAAAGAAAUGCGAGGCUGAUGUAUUUAUUGAAGGUCUGUUUAUGCCUAUGCUCAAAAAUGCUGAAUUUUCUGUUCUUAAGCAACUUUUGACUCAAGCUGAUCCAUCAUUAACAUCAUGGUGGAAUUAUACAUUUUCUACUUGUCGUCAUUUGGAGCGCUUAGAGUACUUCAAUGUACUCUAUGAAUUGCAGCUGUUUAUGGAGGAUUAUGUACGUGCUGCUAAAAGUGCUAUAAAUUUUUAUUUGAUGGGUGCUGCUACAUAUGGAACUUUAUUUGAGCGACUACAUUAUUUACAUUCUGCAAAAAGGCAUUAUGAAAAGUAUUUGAAAUUACAUGAAAAUUCUGAUAUGAAUGAUGUAUGGAAGAAGAAAAAGAAUGUAAAAAUAAUAUCCAGCAAAGAGGCUGAAAGCUACAUUGAAGUGAUUGCUCUUCAAGAAGAAGUUACAAAAUUUGUUCAAGGUGUUGAACUAUCAAAUCAAGCAGGCAAGGAACAAACUUUAAAGUCAAAAGUUCUUCCAACACUUUUAGGAAAUUCACUGAAGAAGUCAAAAGUGGUUAUAAUGGUGAUAUUAAAAGCUCUUGAUUUAGAUGAAAGAUUUGAAUUGGCUGUGAAAAUAAUUAAGAUAUUUCAUCUGGAUGCCUUAUCAGUUCUGUGCAAUACUGUAAAAGAGCUUAUUUUACAAGAUAAAAAAAUACAAAUUCCUCAUUUUUUGACCUGUGUGAAGUGUUUCUUUUCUGAAAUUGUAAAAGUGGAUGAAGUUAUUUUGGAAUGUGUUCCUUCAUUAAGUGAUCAAGGUAAAGAAGUUGAAGAUAUCAUCAAAAUGUUGAAUAGUGAUACAAAUAAGAUUAAUGCUUAUUUGAUGUGUGGCAAAUUGAAAUCUGCAUACUUGCUUGCCAUCAAGAUGAACAGUGCUUUAGAUGUGAGACGAAUAAUGGUAGCGGCAGAGCAAAGUGGUCAAGACUCAAUUCAACGAUUUUGUAGAAAAUGGCUUGAAACUAAUUCACAAAAAUUAAAGCCAAAAGAAAGCACCUUUCAAUAAUGGAGAACUCUAUCAAACUAUUUCAUGACAUAUCAGUUUUUUAAAUGAUUAAUACUUGUAAAUAUUGCUUUAAAAUAUUUUAUUACAUAAUUUUAUGUGAUUAUGUGCCUUGUUGAUUUUAAUUUAUUGCAACUGAAAGUUUUAUGAUUGUAAAUGUGUGAAAAGUGUAAUAUAUGUCUUCUAUAAGAAUUUUUAAAUCAUAAAUGUUGUAUUUUAAAAAUAUUUAUUUUUGUAAUAAAUGAGAUCUGUAUCUAAAUUUAAGGUACAUUUAUACUUUUUGUGAGUGAUGUUUAAAAAUCAAGACAUAUAUUUAAAAAAAAUUUUUCCCUGAAUUGAAUGCCAAAUCAGAGAUACAGACUCUGAGGUUGUUGCAGUGCUUGAGCUACCCUGUUUGUAGGGGUGCUAGCCACUAGGGGUAUGGGAAAUUAAAAUUUUAUGCCUCAACAGGAGUUUUAGUUCAAAUUUUAUUUUAGCUUUUAAAGGGCAAACUACUCUCCAAGCUGUAUGUGCUCCCUCUUGGAUGAUUUUCUAAGAAGAGAUGUAAAAAAUUGAUAGGAUUCCUAACAUGUCAUGCUGAAUUUAGCUCCCUUAGCUUUUAUAAUCAACUUUUAAAAGCUGCCAAAUUUUAUUUUUCAUUAUAAUUAAGUGAUGUACAAAAAUGAAAAAUUAGUGGUUAGUUAUUAAUUGGUCAGUUUUAUUUUUUGCAUAAAUUUUAGAAGUAUGAGAUGAUAAAAAUGCUUUUAGUGAUUUUAUUGCUUGUGUUUUAUUGCUGAGACUCAUUUAUGUAUUUAGAGCAUACUAAAAUUUUCCUCAAAAAAAAAUGUGACCAAUAUAUGUUAGCAUUUUGACAACAUGUUGCAUUGUUUUACAAAACUUUUUUUUUUUUUUUAAAUUGAGGAAUUUAAAACUGAGUAUUUCAAGUGAAUGCUUAACAUACAUAAGUUGAAAAUUUCUUUAAAAACAUGAAACUGCCAAUAAUUUUGGUAAAUUAAAUUAAACAAGAAUUAAUGAAUGCAUGCAAUUUAAACAAAAAUAUUCGAAAUGUCAAAUUUUGAACUUUUAUCCAGAUGAUUUAUAGUCUUUUUGAUGUCAAAAGUGCAUGCUAUUUGAGACUUGUUAGCAGCAACUGUUUGAUAAUGCCUCCCCCAAUAUACUGAAUAAGUCUAGAUAGCUUAAUAUAGGCAGAAUUUUUUGAUUGUAUAUUGGCACAGAAUAUCCUUUAAAGAUUUAAAAACAUGUUUCUUCCUGUUUCAAGUUUUUUUUUUUUUUUUUUUGACCUCCCCC
Uloborus diversus is the source of this 9569-nucleotide messenger RNA. RefSeq names its product zinc finger FYVE domain-containing protein 26-like (gene Sptz). Gene Ontology annotation, biological process: regulation of cytokinesis; double-strand break repair via homologous recombination; mitotic cytokinesis. Gene Ontology annotation, molecular function: phosphatidylinositol-3-phosphate binding; metal ion binding. The transcript is spliced from 44 exons. The coding region runs from base 36 to 8285 and encodes 2749 amino acids. The record is from RefSeq and is a predicted model, not a curated record. Gene Ontology annotation, cellular component: midbody; centrosome. NCBI's taxonomy places the organism in Eukaryota, Metazoa, Arthropoda, Arachnida, Araneae, Uloboridae.